Messenger RNA from Fopius arisanus, 1614 nucleotides. Its product is annotated as facilitated trehalose transporter Tret1. Gene Ontology annotation, biological process: carbohydrate transport; transmembrane transport. Lineage: Eukaryota; Metazoa; Arthropoda; Insecta; Hymenoptera; Braconidae. Gene Ontology annotation, molecular function: sugar transmembrane transporter activity. The transcript has 4 exons. The record is from RefSeq and is a predicted model, not a curated record. Gene Ontology annotation, cellular component: membrane. The coding region runs from base 16 to 1449 and encodes 477 amino acids.
GUGGAAGGACUCAGAAUGUCCGAACCCCCGGCUCUGGGUCCGCGAAAAUGGCGACAAUAUACUGCGGCAAUAACUAUAAACCUGUCAGCGGUGGCAACAGGUUUGUCGAUCGGUUGGACUUCACCGACGAUAGCACAUCUGCAAGACGAGAAAACCCCAGUUCUGAACGAGUCCUUGACUCAGGACGAGAUUUCCUGGGUGACAGCGAUUUUCUGCGUCUCCCCGAUAUUCCCUCUGCCCCUGUGCAAUCCUCUGUCUGAUAAAUUUGGUAGAAAAAUAUUUGCCAGCCUGAUAGCAGUGCCAGCAGGAUUAUCCUGGCUCCUGACAAUCCUAGCGAGGGACCUGGUUUGCUUGGUGAUCGCCAGAGUCCUCGCUGGCUUGGCUGUUGGCAUGACAGUAUUUAUUGUGCCAAUGUACGUCUCUGAAAUCGCCAGUGACGAGGUCCGAGGUGUUCUCGGUAGUUUUCUGAUGUUCGCCCUCAACAUUGGAAUCCUCCUGGGGUUCGUCUUCGGUGUUGCCAUGUCCUAUCAGAUGUUCGCCAUUUGUGGACUCACACUACCGAUUUUAUUCGUCUGCGCCUUCGCCUUCAUGCCUGAGACACCGAUUUAUCUCCUGCGGAAAAAUCGUCACGAUGCCGCGACAAGGUCCCUCAUGUGGCUCUGGGACAACGAAAAAAUGAUAGUCGAUCGCGAGCUCCUGAAGCUUCAGGAAACCCUGAAAAAAGACGAGAGGUCCGGAAAAUCCGUGAGCUUCCGUGAUCUUUGGGGGAAUCGUGGGACCACCAGGGGUUUCUUGAUAGCAUUGGCUCUUCUUCCUGGACAGCAGACUUCAGGAAUUGCCGUUGUCUUCAUGUACACCGCGACUAUCUUCCGAUUGGCGGGAUCAUCCCUGGACCCGGACUCUGCAGCAAUAAUUUUGGCAGGGAUGCAGGUGGUGGGAUCACUCCUGGCGACGAUGGCGAUAGAAAGAGCUGGAAGAAGACCUCUUCUUCUGAUUUCCACCGGAGGAAUGGCUAUUUCCCACGGUUUCCUCGGUGUAUUCCUUCUGCUCCAGUCUCAGGGCCACGACAUCAGCUCCUUCAACUGGCUUCCCGUUGUUAUUUUAUCAUCUUACACUAUUUUUUACUGCAUCGGGAUCGGUCCAGUGGCAUUUGUCGUCUCGAUGGAGGUCCUCACCCCUGACAUCGCAGGUCUCGCCAACUCUCUGGCUGUUGCCCUCAUGUGGAUCAUGUCCUUUGUCACUGUCAAGGGUUUUCCUGUCACCAGCGAGGUCAUUGGAAAUUAUGGAUGCUUUUUUGUGCUCGCGGUCUUCUGCUCGUGCACUUUUCUGUUCACAUAUUUUUUCGUUCCUGAGACCAAAGGGAAGACCAUCGAAUCUAUAAUUGAAGAGCUGAAUGGGGGAGUCCAGUCGACAAAGAGCGAUAUGAAUAAAGAACGUACUGCACCUUGAGGAGUAUUUUAACGAUUUUUUUUUACUCCCCAAAUUUUUAUUUUAAUCGUGUGAAUGUUUUAUUUAAAAAUUCACAGAAAUGUAACGUGAAUAUUACUAAUUAUUACUAAUUAUUUAUUGAAUUCAAAGGAUUUCAUUGAUAAACAUUUCUGCUCUUUCUCGAAA